AUGCCCGCCACCGCCAACCCUGCUAGCCUCGCCCUUACCGAGGACGAGGUCGACGAUCUCCUGUAUCUCGCCCGUGCGAACGAGACCCAGGACCUGCCGCACUACCUUCAAGAGCUCUCCCAGAGCCAUGCCGGCAGCUCACAUGCCGACAUCCUAGUCGCUGCCGUCGACGAGCUCUCGGGCAACACCGUCCUCCACUAUGCCGCCGCGAACGGUCACACUGAAAUCCUCAACACCGUCCGCAACACCCUCACCUCGGCAGCCCCCUCCCCCGAGGCCGUGAAGGAAUCGUACAAGUCAUUCGUGAACCUGAAGAACGCUGCGGGCAACACGGCGCUGCACUGGGCUGCCCUCAACGGCCAUCUGCCGGCCGUGCAGACGCUGGUCGCGCUCGGUGCCGAUGCCACCAUCCUCAACGCUGCGGGCCAUGACGCCGUCUUCGAAGCCGAACAGAAUGGAAAGAAUGACGUCGUUGGAUGGCUGCUUGUUGAGGGCGGCGCGCUAGACACAGUGGUCGGCGCAUUGAAGGAUGAAGAGGCCGCCGAGUCCAGCAAGACCGGGUCAAGGGAUGAUGACGAAGGAGAGGAUGUGGAGAUGAAGAUCACUAUGGGCGACACGUCAGAGUCGGGUGUGGAGAAGGGCGUCGAAAACCUGCAGAUGGACGACGCUAAAGCCAAAGGGAAGGCGAGUGGGUGA
Diplodia corticola is the source of this 696-nucleotide messenger RNA. RefSeq names its product ankyrin repeat protein. The transcript has 2 exons. Gene Ontology annotation, molecular function: protein binding. The record is from RefSeq and is a predicted model, not a curated record. The coding region runs from base 1 to 696 and encodes 231 amino acids. NCBI's taxonomy places the organism in Eukaryota, Fungi, Ascomycota, Dothideomycetes, Botryosphaeriales, Botryosphaeriaceae.